Molecule: messenger RNA, 1131 nt
Organism: Prorocentrum cordatum
Lineage: Eukaryota; Dinophyceae; Prorocentrales; Prorocentraceae
Source: the annotation of a GenBank genome assembly
GGGGGACGGGCCGCGCAGGCGGGCCGCGCAGGCGCACGGCCCCGCCGAGGCGACCUUGGCCGCCCACCGGGCGAGUCUCCGCCGCGCCUGGCGCUCUGCGAGGAUCUCUGGGCUCCCGGACGCCUGGGAUGGCACGGAUGCAGAUAGCGGAAGAACGGAGGCUCGCAGACGUCACCAUCUCGCGCCUGGGUCCCAUAGGCCGGGGCGGCUGCCUUGCGUUCACGCCCGUAGCCAACAACAUCCGCAGACGUGAGAGCAGCUCUCUGAAAGAUGUUGUGGCCUUCGCACAGGCGGAACUGCUCUGUAAACGGGCAUACCGAGCGUACUCGACAACGCAUAACAACAACAUAAUCUGCACAACUCGGGAACAAUGGGCGCCACGGAUGUGAUAACGUAUGGCAGUGGCGUUCGCAAUUGCGGCACGACGCUCUACAAGACCACGCAAGUUUCCGUGAGCCCUGGCGAGGCCCACGCACACGUCACAGACAGCCGUGUCCGCCGGAGGGAGCAUCCGCGAUAACUUUUCACCUUGUUCAACGAAUUACUGCCUGCUCCUCUCCGCGUGCUACUCUAUCAGAAACCUGGAGACACACACACAGCUGCGGUCGCGUGCAGAACGUGUGGACCUCACGAGCUCGACGCACACCUGCUGAGGGCGGGCGGGCCAACCCCUUGGAAGGACCGAGCGCUGCAAAGGCAUGCGGUCACAUGUGCAUCCAGCUUCCUGGGACGUGCCAGGCUCGGCAGGCACGAGGCAUUCGGGGCAAGGGCGUGCGGAUCGAGCCCCCGCUUCUCGGGGGCCGCUGUGACACAGGCUCGGAGCUCGACGCCAACCACAGGGAGGGCGAGUGGAGCGCGAGGUCAAAAAAACGCAGGGAAGGCGGAGGGGAGCCGAAGUCGAGGGUGCGGCAGAAUGGCCGACGCCUCGCGCUGCCCACCAGUACCAGACAACACGCGUCUCACUUUAUGAUGUUCCAAACUACUGUAGCCUUGUACGACGGGAGCAACAUUUGAGCAGGGACCGACCGUCCCGGCAUUCCCAUAGGCACGCCAGAACGCUUCGCCACUGCUUGAAGCAGACGUCUCACUGCUGCUGCGGCCCGCGGCUGAGGAGCACGAAGACCGCGAUCU